Messenger RNA from Phaeodactylum tricornutum CCAP 1055/1, 5243 nucleotides. RefSeq lists its product with no specific name. Gene Ontology annotation, biological process: fatty acid metabolic process. The transcript has 2 exons. Gene Ontology annotation, molecular function: medium-chain fatty acid-CoA ligase activity. NCBI's taxonomy places the organism in Eukaryota, Bacillariophyta, Bacillariophyceae, Surirellales, Neidiaceae. Bases 223 to 5196 code for a protein of 1657 amino acids. The record is from RefSeq and is a predicted model, not a curated record.
GAAGAAUUGAAUCUUCCAAUGAAUCUUUGAGAUCAGCGAGGUCCGCCCAGAAACACGGGACUUGAUGCGAAUGCUUUCCGUUUCGGGUCGUUGAAGACUUGUUUCUUGAUAAGAGUGAAUACGCAAUCUUCUACCACAAAUCGGUUGGCUCACUUUUCGCCAAUGGCUGUACUGAACGAGAACAAGAAAACAGAGAGUUUGUUUGACCGAAACUAGAGCGAAAUGGCACCGCAGCAACGAAUCGAGGCCGUGCUCGACAAGGAAGGUACAACUCCGGUCCUUCCUCUCCUUCAAGCAGCUCAGCAUCUUCUGAAGCCUAACGGUUCGAUCGUUGGCCGCGAUGUGGCCGACACGAUCCGCCCUUUAUUUCGAACUUUUUGUUCGGCUAUUCCGACUUUCUACGAGGAAGCAAAAACUAAGCCGGCUCUCGCGAGUAUUGAUGGACGCAGCCCCAUUUCACAUUCUCGCAUUCACGAAUUUAUUGUCAACGAAUACGGCCCCACCCUUCAUGCUCUCGGGUUCGGACGAGGCCAUCGAAUCGCAUUGGUCUUGCCGAACGGGCCGGAAUUAGCCUUGGCGAUCGUCGCUACCGCUCAAUACGCAUCCUGUGUGCCCUUGUCGGCCAACGGCGCCGCUAGCGAGUUGAAAGCCGAUCUGCUGCGUGCCGGGGUCGAUCUCGUCGUCGGUCCAUACUCAGGUCGUAUUCAUAACGAUUUUAUCCAAAACUCGCAAGCAACCGACGAGCGCUUCCACGUCAUGCCAUGGACGGAAACAGACUGGAGCAUGUUUGCAGAGAUCGAACAAACCGCUACAGGUUUGGGAAUCCCUUUUGCGGGGUUGGUUCCGAGUCCCUACGAGUCGGGUAUUUUCAAAAUUGUUACCAACGCAGCGACGGACACUCUGCGAUUCUCCGAUCGUCACGAGAUUAUUUGUCCUAUAAAUCGAAGCACCAAGGCUUUUUUGACCAAAGAAAACACCUUGAAUGAUGAGGUACUCGUCUUGUUCACAUCAGGAACUACCGGUAACAAAAAGCUUGUCCCACACCAACUCGGUGACAUCUUAACUGCAGCAACGACGAUUGCUUUGAGCUGGGCUCUAACUCCCGACGACGUCAACUGCAACCUCAUGCCCCUCUUUCACGUCGGAGGCAUUGUCCGUCAGGUCUUUUCACCCCUCGUCUCCGGCGGUUGUGUAAUUUGCUGUCCUAGCUUUGAUCCAAGCAUCUUUUGGCUGCUACACGUAACAAAACAAGCCUUUACUUGGUACUACGCCGCGCCCACCAUGCAUCAAUUGAUUUUGCAAACGGGACAAGCAGACGGGUUCUUGGUAGAAGGCAAACAUUGUCCACCUUUGCGAAUGAUUGCCAACGCUGCUGGGGGGUUGUUACCCUCGUUGGCACUGCAGCUACGGGAUACAUUUGUCGGUGCCACCGUGCUGCCAUCCUACGGAAUGACCGAGUGUAUGCCAAUCAGUUCUCCGCCGGCAACUUAUCAGUUGGAGAAACCUGGAACGUCGGGAGUGGCUGUGGGACCGGAAAUUGCUAUUCUCAAUACAACGACAAUGAAAUCGUUACCGAUCGGAGAAGAUGGUCCAAUUUGCGUUCGUGGUGAUCCUUGUUUCCGUGGUUACGGAAGGAUUGCCAAUGAUUUUUCGGAGGCCGUGAAUGACACAUUUAUGGCUGACGGUUGGUUCAAUACCGGUGAUCUAGGACACUUGGACAAGGACGGCUAUCUCUUUAUUACUGGCCGUUCGAAGGAAGUCAUCAAUCGCGGGGGUGAAAUCAUAAGUCCCAUGGAGGUCGAAGAAGCGGUCCUUAGCCAUUCCGAUAUUUCUUUGGCAGCUGCCUUUAGCGCUCCUCAUGAUGUCCUUCAAGAAGUUGUCGGUAUUGUUGUGGUUAUGAUGGCAGACCGUCCCCGUCUUGAUCUAGCCUCUCUUCAUGAGUUUCUGGGAGAGCGAUUGGCAGCCCCUAAAUGGCCGCAGUGCUUGAUCUUUAUGGAUGGUUUGCCCAAGAGCCACACUAACAAGCUUCUCCGUGUCAAGCUUGGCAGCCGACUGGGGCUGCCUGAACUCAGGGAUGAUAUGCUCGCAAUAGAUCGUACAUGGGAAGGCAAGUGUCCACCGCAGGGGACGCCGUUGGAUGUUGCCAUACCAGUUUUUCCUGUUUCCGUUUCGGCCGAGGAAAUCGAAGAAAAGCUUGCCAGUAUGUUGGUGACCACAAAAAAUCAAAAUUUGCGGGUAAUUCCACAUAGCACCCGGACCGGGUCCCUCGUUUGCUAUGUCUACAACCUUGAUCGAAUGGAUGCAAUUUUGCUAGCCCGCAAGGCUUUACCAAGAUAUGCGGUACCCAGUCACUUUGUUUCGCUUGACACAAUCGAGCUUUUGUCGGGAAAAGUUCUGCCUUCUCCGAGUAUGAAGGAUGCCGUGGCUUCUCUUCUCCAACGCUCGUCAAGCGCCAAUACAAUUGAUCCUGUAGUCGAUAACUUGCAGAGCUUGUUUGCAGAGCUUUUGUCUUUGGAUUAUCUCCCUGGGCCUGAAGCUAACUUUUUCCACAUCGGAGGAAGUUCAAUGUUGGCGUCACAGUUGGCUAGCAAACUUCGAAAGCAAUUUGGGAUAGCCUGUAGUGGGGCUGAAAUUUUCCACAGUACAAACUGUAACGACCUUGCCAAGCUUAUUUACCAACGAAGCGACGACUUUGCGACGAUUUCACCAAUAGAUUCGAAAUUGAAUGAUCAAUCAGGCCCAAGCGGACGUGUUGUUGACGACCAUGGCGCACCCUUCCCCUCAAAACGUCUAGCUAUGGAUGGUUCAUUCCUUCGCUCACUAUUUCAGCUUGUGCCUAUUCUAAUUAUAUUUCCAAUUUGGCAGAUAUCGCGCUAUAUCCUCUUUUUCUGCUUCCUACUCUGGUCGAUUGAUGUUGUUCCUGGUACCCGCGAUAUCGGAACCUUUAUUGCUGCCUAUUUGGCAUUUCAUUUGUGCUGGAUUACUAUAACGCCGCUCGUGUUUGUUGCCAUCAAAUGGAGCGUGAUUGGUCGCUACAAAGCAGGGCGCUACCCAAUUUGGGGUAGCUACUACUUACGGUGGUGGUUUGUUGACAUCUGCCGCAAACUUUUUCUUCGUGGCAUCUGGGGUUCCAACGAGGUGUACCUGAACAUCUACUACCGCCUACUGGGGGCCAAGAUUGGCAAGGGUGCCCGCAUUAGUCUAGAGGCUGACUUGGCCGAAUUUGACUUGGUAAACGUUGGGGAAAACGCCGCUGUAGAAGAUUGCACGCUAAGGGCCUUUGGAGUAGACAAUGGUGCCAUGAUUCUUGGACCGGUGCAUGUCGGAAAUAACGGCAGUGUUGGAGCGAAGUCAGUGGUCGCUCCCUUUACUUCAGUCCCUGACGAUGGUCACCUCGGACCAGUGACUUCGAGCUAUGAAGUAGGAAAAGCUCUGGACUUGAAGAACAGACAGUUUAAUCGUCGAUGCCUGGCUGAGCCCAGCAUUUGGCUCCAGGUUUGUCUGGGUUCGCCGAUCACCUUUGCUGUAAACUGCUUUGCUCAAAUUCCCUCGUUGCUGAUCCUUAUAUGGAUGCUGAGAUACAAAGGCCAGCGUGGCGAGGAGUUCUUGACUCUGAAUGAUUUAAUGGAGUGGCUUUGCGAUCCUAAGCGUAUCCCGUUCUACAUUGGAAUUCGUGUUGCUCGCAAUAUUGUGUCUCCUUUUUUUUACAUGGCGGCUGCCAUUGUUGCCAAAAAGACUGUGAUUGGCAAGUUUACAGCCGGUCCGCGUGACACUUGGUCCAGCUGGUCUCUGUUUCGUCACUGGCUAGCUGCAACUUUAUUCUCUCGUAAAAAAAUUCAGGCCGUCACGGAUUUGAUCGGCCGUCACUACGAACUUGUUAGUGUCUUGUACCGUCUCCUCGGUGCCAAAGUUGGAAAACGUGUUUUUUGGCCGGGCUCACAACCUGUGUUCACCGGUGAAUUUGAUUUGUUGGAAAUUGGCGAUGACGUUGUCUUUGGCUCGCGUUCUGGUAUUUUCAUGACGACAGACACUUCAUGCGAAAAGGUUGUUUUGUGUGCCGGUGCCAAUGUUGCUGACAAUUGUGUUGUCCUUCCUGGAAGCGUUGUCGGCAAAAACGCUGUGCUGGGGUCAAACUCUGUUUGUCCACUCGGAUGGUACUUGCCCGAGGGUAGCGUCUGGUUUGGAUCUAAGGGCUGCGAGCCCGAUUGCCUCGACAAGGGUGUAGUCACAGAUUUCGAUGGUCCGAUUCUAGUCACUGAUAUUGACGUAAAGACGGUUCCGAUGGUUGGAGAUGCUACGACUCUUCGCCCUUUCGGUAAAGCUUUUUACAGAGGAGAAGCGUCUUACAGCGUUUGGCCCUUACAUGUGAUUAUCGCAGCGACUCUCUUGAUCAGAAGUAUCCUGAGUGUGUUUCACACGCUUCCGUUGCUAGGUGCAAUUCAAGGCGGUGGCGCCAUUCUAUAUGGUCUUCCUCUUAUUGACCGGGUCUACGAUAGUCAUGAGUACAACUUUUUCCACGUGUAUUUUGCGAUUUUGUUUGUCUUUUUCUUCACGCACGCGCUUCGCGUCGCACUUUGGCUUGUGAUUGAACUGACGGCCAAAUGGACUUUGAUGGGGCGUCGAGAAGAAGGCCGUUACAACUAUGAUACGAGCUCGUACGCACAGCGAUGGGAGCUCUAUCAGCUUAUUUCCAAAGUUCGAAAAUUCAAUCGUCUCAACUUUUUGGACUUCUUGUCCGGUACCCCUUUUAUGGCUGCAUACUUUCGGCUGAACGGAGGCAGAAUUGGUCGGGAUUGUUGCCUAUUUCCUGCUGGGGCCGACCCUUUCAUGCCCGAACCCGAUUUGGUCACGAUGGGCGACCGCUGUGUUGUGGAUUGCGCUUCUAUUGUCUGCCAUUUGAACACACGCGGCAACUUUGAACUAGCCAGAAUCACUCUAGAAAAUGAAUGUACGCUUCGUACACGUUCUCGUUUGCAGCAAGGCUGUUACAUGGAACAUGGCUCGCAACUGUUAGAGAAAAGUUUGGCAAUGACAGGAGAAGUUAUCGAAGCCAACAGCGUUUGGCAAGGUGGCCCAGCGUCAUGGUGGUUCCAGUACUCUCAACGUAGUCUGUACAUGGCGGAUGAAGAGGAAACUGCCGAUGAAAAAACCAAUCUUUUGAAAGCUAAAGUGUCUUCGUACAACGUUCAGCUUUAGCGUUGGCGAUGAGCUCGUAAUCAUUUACAUUUUGACCCUUUACUGUU